Molecule: messenger RNA, 499 nt
Organism: Tyto alba (common barn owl)
Lineage: Eukaryota; Metazoa; Chordata; Aves; Strigiformes; Tytonidae
Product: feather keratin 1-like
Exons: 1
Coding region: 1-315 (104 amino acids)
Cellular component (GO): intermediate filament
Molecular function (GO): structural constituent of cytoskeleton
Source: RefSeq, a predicted model, not a curated record
AUGGCCUGCUCCGACCUCUGCCGCCCCUGCGGACCCACCCCGCUGGCUAACAGCUGCAACGAGCCCUGUGUCAGGCAGUGCGAGGACUCCCGCGUCGUCAUCCAGCCUCCCGCCGUGCUCGUCACCCUGCCAGGACCCAUCCUCAGCUCCUUCCCCCAGAGCACCGCCGUCGGAUCCUCCUCAUCGGCUGCCGUGGGCAACGUCCUCAGCUCCCAGGGAGUGCCCGUCUCCUCCGGAGGCUUCGGCUUCGGCUACGGCUACGGCUUGGGCGGCCUGGGCUGCUUCGGCGCCGGAAGGGGCUGCUACCCCUGCUAAGGGCCCUCACCACCACCCCUGACACCAACCACCCACACCCUGCAAGCCACGGCAUCGAUUGAAGACGCAGCUCCGGGCUGUUGCCGGCACAUGGGCUCACCCUCCACGGCUCCUCCUCUCUAAGCACCAAACAUGGAAGCAGUGAAGGGGCAGCCCAGGUUUCCUGGAAACAUUGCCCAAGUAC